Molecule: messenger RNA, 956 nt
Organism: Onychostoma macrolepis
Lineage: Eukaryota; Metazoa; Chordata; Actinopteri; Cypriniformes; Cyprinidae
Exons: 2
Coding region: 127-738 (203 amino acids)
Source: RefSeq, a predicted model, not a curated record
UCUGUUUCCUGUGUCUCACUUCAGGGGCUGCAUCAGGUCGCACUGCACAGACGCAGGAGACGUCACUUCCUCAAGCCCCACUCGCCCCACUUAACAAAGUUAAGUCUGACACAGAAAAAGGGACCAAUGGCCGGCCAGCCGGGGUUCGUCUUUGGGAGAAAAAGAAGAAACGACAUUUGGAAAAACUUUCAUUACAUAGAAGUGGAAAAGAAAACGGAAUGUGUUGUGGUAAAAGAUGGGGAGAAAUGCGGCCACAAAAUCACAGGAAAAAACACCACGAACUUUAAGAGACAUCUCAAGGCAUUCCAUAAUGAAAUUGAAAUUCCAGAAAUAGCACCAGUGAAGCAAGUCCCACCCAAGAAGAUGGACAAGCCAACUAGUGCUCAGGAUUUCUUUGCCACAAGGUGGUACAACGACAACUCCCCAGAGCAACUUACCAAAGAGGAAGGGGUAGUGCAGUGGAUAGGCCGCACAGGGCUCCCAGCACGAAUUGUCGAAGAUGUGGAGUUCAUUGCCAUGAUGGCAAAAAUGGACAAAAAGUUCAAAGUGCCAAAAAUACAUAAAAUGUUAAACUUGAUUGACAAAAUGUACAAAGAAGAGAAAGAAAAGAUUAAACAAAACCUGGCCACAGCACGCAGAAUAACUACAGGGUUGGAUAUAUGGACUAAAAAGGGGCUUACACCAUCCUUCCUGGGAGUCAGUGCCUGUUACUUCAACCCUGAGGACAACCAGUCUUAAAAUAACACAUCCAGGAGGUUACAGUUCAUGUAGUUGCUGUUGAGACUGCUGGUUAUUUGGUUCAGUAGUUGGCAUAAUUCAGUAUUGUUUGUUCUUUUCUGUCAACAAAUUCCACUGUAUGCAGCCAGUGCUUCCCAUCCCAUUAUAUCUCUCUAAGGUCCAAACAAUUUGUAGUGUUAUAUCUUUUAAUAGUUUUUAUGAUGCAAAAUUUGACUUCA